Messenger RNA from Salvelinus sp. IW2-2015, 2253 nucleotides. RefSeq names its product AT-rich interactive domain-containing protein 1A. The record is from RefSeq and is a predicted model, not a curated record. NCBI's taxonomy places the organism in Eukaryota, Metazoa, Chordata, Actinopteri, Salmoniformes, Salmonidae.
ACAUGAUGGACCCAUACCCGCCCAACUCACACGACCACGGCUUCCCCAACCAUUUUAACAACUACAGCCCCUUCCCYAACCGGACUUCUUAUCAGGGCCAAGGAUACGCCAUGAAUUCCCCGCGUAAUAACCAGCCCCCGGCGGCUGGGGGGCAGCCAGUCAAGCAACAGCCAGCAGGCGGAACUACAGCCAUGGCUGCCUCGUACAAUAAUCAGAGGUAUAACAUGGGAAACACACAGCCCACGUCUACCCCGACAUUAAAUCAGCUCCUAACGUCUCCAAGCUCCACGAGGAGCUACCAGAACUACCCACAAGGAGACUAUAGUAACCAGGAAGGGGCUAGCAAGGGAGCAGCAGAUAUGGCCAGCAGUCAAUAUGGUGGGGGUCAUCCGGGUUGGCAACAAAGGAGCCACCAGCCGCCUAUGAGCCCAGGGAACACGGGACAACCUCUGAACAGAAACCAGCCCCCUAUGGACCAUGUAGGGAAGAUCCGGGGCCAGGGGUACGGUGGAGCCAACCCCUACUCCCAGCAGCAGCAGCCAYGCCAGGGGCAGGGCCCUCCUCCUCCAGGGGCCCAACAGGGUGCCUCCUACCCAGGCCAGGGCUAUGGACCCCCGGGGCCUCAAAGGUAUCCCAUCGGCAUGCAGGGACGCACCCCCACCGGCAUGGCUGGCAUGCAAUACGGACAACAGAUGGCCGGCUUUGGGCAGCAGGGUCCAGGGGGCUACGGUCAGCAGAGCCAGGGCUACUACAGCCCGCACGGUCCCCCACCACACGCUGGCCAGCAGCAGGCCCCCUACCCCCAGCAGCCCCAGACUACCCCUGGAACCCAGGCCCCCUACCCCCAGCAGGGUCAGCCCGGGCCCCAGGGCCAAGGGCCUCCGCAAGGGGGUCCACCCCAGGCCCAGCCACCCUACAACCAGGGACCACCCCAGCCCCCGCAGCAGCCGGGGCCCCAGGGUCAGGGCCAGCCCGGGCCCCAGGGUCAGGGCCAGCCCGGGCCCCAGGGUCAGGGCCCCCAGCCCAGCUACCCUCAGCAGCAAGGACCCCCAGGCCCAGGGCAGGGGCAGCAGCCUCCACAGCAGCAACCCCCCUCGCAGCAACAAGGACCCCCGCAGCAGCAGCAAGGACCCCCGCAGCAGCAGCAAGAUAGGGCGGCCCCUCCACAGGCCCAGCCACCCCCAGGCCAUCAACAACCCCCAGUCCACCAGCCACCCCCCGGCCACCAAUCCUCCCCGGGCUCCCAGGGCCACCACCCAUCUCCAGGUCACGGUGGACCACCACAGCAGCAGGGUCAGUCUCAGCAGGGCCAGCUCUCACCCUACUCCCAGACCCCACCCCUGCAGCAGCAGCAGCAGUCGCCCUUCCAGCGGUUUCCACCUCCGCCACAGGAGCUCUCCCAGGACUCGUUCAGCUCCCAGUCCAGUGCUCCCCCCUCCAACCAGCCUAUGACUUCCAACAAGAGUGGCGCAGAGGACAGCAUGCAGGGACGGCCUUCUAGUUUACCAGUAAGCACUCCCAACACACACUACCUGUCUGUCACUCAACACACACGUACAUACACACAAUCUCCCACACUACAACAACCUCUACCUCCUUAGUUGUCCACUCAGCAGUCAUYUUUUCCCAGCACCAGAUUUUAGCAUGUUCACCUCCUCUGGCCCAGUCCCCUCUGUUGGACUGCUGGCUGUGUUGACCUUGACUAUUCACAUGGUAAUUGGCUGGAACACACACGUCAGUGUUUAUUGAAGGUGAGUCUUGAGCGUGGGGAAAAUCACCUCACUCUCUCCUGGGUUGACAGCUAUUCUGACGUGAGUGUUCUCUUCACACUCCACAGGGAGUAGGAGUGAAUGAGGUGAGAAAAGGGUUGGUUGGUGGAGCUGUGGGAGGACAGAGGAUAGAUGGGUCUUAAAGGCCACAUCGACUGAACCGCAAUGAACCUGUCUCGAUAAGCAGGUGAAACAUAUUCAUUAGGUAAAUAAAAGGUACUUAAACCAACAACAAAAAAUGAUUCUCCUUUUCACUUUGAAAUGGACCUUUUUAUUUCGCCCCUAUUUAAUUAGCAAAUGCUUAGUUAAUCUAUUCCCAGAUUGGAAAUUAUAAGCUAAAUGAUUAUGAAACUGAAUGGUUUUGAACUUUGACUACGUACUCUCUGUGUGUGGAAGAGCGUGACAGUUCAGUAGGAGUCAGUAUCUGUGCUUGUUUCUAGGUUUAGACAGAGAACAAGUCUGCAGGGAAAAAUUAGAUCAUUAA